GAAAAAGGGCGCUUUCGAUUUCGAGUCUCUUGGAAACCGACGAAUCCUAGACAACUCCAACGCCAUUUCCGUACUCACACCUUUAACACCACUAUCCUCCAUCUCCCUUCGGAGCUGCAAUGAAACGAGGGUUCGAGUCAAUCGAAAUAUCAGACGACGAAUGGUCAAACCACGAUUUCGAUUCUUCCCGAAUUCUCAAUAAACCCUCCUCCAGAACCCCACCACCACCAAUCGAGUCUUUCGCUUUCAGAGGCGGAAGCGGACAAGCCGGAACGCCGUCUAAUUCUAAACCAUCCUUUGACUACUUCUCGGACUCCUCUGACUGUGUUGAAGUUAUCAAGGAUGGAGCUCAACAUGCACCUGAGAAUUUGGAGGAUGAUGAUUUCGGAGAGGCUCCAUCGACGACGAUUGAAAACCGUGGGCGGAGGUUUGUGAUUGAUGAUGAGGACGAUGAGGCGGUGGAAGAUGAUGCAGUUGAUUUGGGCGAAGGAGAGGAUGGAGAUAGUGAAGAUUUGGGGUUUGGUGAGGAGGUGGACGGGGGCGAUGAUAUCGUCGGAAAAGCAUUGCACAAGUGUGCGAAGCUAUCUACUGAGCUACGGAGAGAGUUGUAUGGCUCCUCUUCCACCGAUGCUUGUGAUCGUUAUGCUGAAGUUGAAAGUUCUUCCGUUAGAAUCGUCACUAAUGAUGAUAUAUGUGAAGCAUGUGGAAUUGAUGAUUCAGGUUUUCAGCCUGUUCUCAAACCAUACCAGCUUGUUGGUGUCAAUUUUCUUAUGCUUUUGUAUAGGAAAAAGGUUGCAGGAGCAAUAUUGGCAGAUGAGAUGGGUCUUGGUAAGACUAUUCAGGCAAUAACAUACCUUAUGUUACUAAACCACUUGGAAGAUGAUCCGGGUCCUCAUUUAAUUGUUUGCCCUGCUUCUGUUUUGGAAAACUGGGAAAGAGAGUUGAAGAAAUGGUGUCCAUCAUUUUCAGUGCUUCAAUACCAUGGAGCUGCAAGAACAACUCAUUCUAAACAGUUGAAUUCUUUAGCCAAAAGUGGAUUGCCACCCCCCUUCAAUGUGAUUCUUGUAUGCUAUUCCCUCUUUGAAAGACACAGUGCUCAACAGAAAGAUGAUCGAAAGCUCUUGAAAAGGUGGAAAUGGAGUUGUGUUUUGAUGGAUGAGGCUCAUGCUUUAAAGGAUAAGAACAGUUACAGAUGGAAAAACUUGAUGUCAGUUGCAAAAAAUGCAAAUCAGAGGUUAAUGCUUACAGGGACACCUUUACAAAAUGAUUUACAUGAACUAUGGUCAAUGUUGGAGUUUAUGAUGCCUGAUUUAUUUGAAACAGAAGAUAUUGAUUUGAAAAAGAUGCUAAAUGCAGAAGAUACAGAAUUAAUUUCUCGAAUGAAAUCGAUUUUGGGACCAUUUAUUUUAAGGCGCUUAAAAUCAGAUGUAAUGCAACAAUUAGUUGCAAAGGUUCAACGGGUUGAAUAUGUGCACAUGGAAAUAGAACAAAAAACUGCAUAUCAAGAAGCCAUUGAAGAGUAUCGUGCAGUUGCACAUGCACGAAUGACCAAAUCUGGAGAAGUUAAAACUCCUAAUCUUCCUAAACGCCAGAUUUCAAACUAUUUUGUUCAAUUCAGAAAGAUUGCAAAUCAUCCUUUAUUGGUGAGGCGAAUUUACACAGAUAAAGAUGUCAUUAGAUUUGCCAAAAUGUUGCAUCCCAGAGGUGUAUUUGGUGCUGAGUGUACUUUGGAUAGAGUAAUUGAGGAGCUUAAGGGUUACAAUGACUUUUCAAUUCAUAAGCUUUUACUUUAUUAUUCUGAUGGGACUUCGAAAAGUCUUUCAGAUGACCAUGUUAUGAUUUCUGCAAAGUGCCGGGCAUUGGCUGGACUUCUACCUACACUUAUGGAUGGUGGGCAUCGGGUUCUUAUAUUUAGUCAAUGGACUUCAAUGCUUGAUAUCUUGGAGUGGGCCCUAGAUGUAAUUGGAGUUACAUAUAGACGCCUUGAUGGGAGUACUCAGGUGACCGAAAGGCAAACAAUCGUGGACACAUUCAACAACGACACUUCAAUAUUUGCAUGCUUGUUAUCAACCCGGGCAGGCGGGCAGGGGCUGAACCUGACCGGGGCCGAUACUGUCAUUAUACACGACAUGGACUUCAACCCCCAAAUUGACCGUCAAGCCGAAGACCGUUGUCACCGCAUCGGUCAAACCAAACCCGUUACUAUUUACAGGUUGGUAACAAAGGAUACAGUGGAUGAGAAUGUGUAUGAAAUUGCAAAAAGGAAAUUAGUACUUGAUGCUGCAGUGCUUGAGUCCAAUAUCGAAGUGGAAAAAGAAGGUGAAUCCUCUGAUAAAACCAUGGGAGAAAUUUUGUCAGCUUUGUUGUUGGGAUGAAAAACAAAAUCUUGAUUUUUCUAUUUCUGAUAAUACAACAACAAACGAGGCCCCACCCAGAUCUUGAAGAUAUUUCAUGACUUUACGUUUAAUCUGAUAAUUCUUGAAGAGUUAGUAUUUUGUAAGUUAUCCAUGAAUUUAAUCAAUUUAUGCAUCAUUUAUAUGGGUCGAAGCUUAAAGGUAGGAGUU
Messenger RNA from Lactuca virosa, 2564 nucleotides. NCBI's taxonomy places the organism in Eukaryota, Viridiplantae, Streptophyta, Magnoliopsida, Asterales, Asteraceae. The record is from the annotation of a GenBank genome assembly.